AAAGUGGUAAGAAACUUUCUCAUCAACUGUGCAAAUUUUCAUAUUCAUUGGUCAAACCAAACAGUAGCGCUUUGGUAGAGGAAUUUUGGGGUAAUCCAACAACUGGUAACUUCGGUAAUUACUAUGAGAGAGGCAAAACAAUCUCAAGGACUUUGGAGAUCAACGAACAGUGCAUAGAUGCAAGCAUAGUUGGACUGAGAUACAUGGCACUCAGUGCUAUUAUUUUUGUUGGAUAUUCCGAAUCAUAGUUAGUAAAGGUGGUUGAGCGAGUUAAUAUUAUGGAACAAAGAGAAGUACUAGUUAGUUGUGGAUACAGUAUGAGUGGAUUUCAACCAAUUAUUACUGACGAAGAAAAGUUGAAUGACACUUUCUACACUACAUUCUUUUCUCCACCUACUUCUGCAUCCCCAUCUGCGAGACGAUACGUAGAAGAUAGAAUACUUGGUUGGUGGAUUUUAUUUCAAAACAGAAUUGUUAAUACUAAAAUCAAGGAGCUAUUCUUGGAACGGCGAAGGAACGAGUCGGUUGAAUGCGUUUUCGAAGGCGUACCUCGGAACUUUGAAGAUACACAUGAUGUACUCAUGGUGGACGUUGCUGGCUUGGUUUACAUUACCACCGGAGCAAUGAGAUUUGUGUUUGAUCGUGCAAAGACGGUAAAUGUGGAAUCUACAACUUCCACGGAGGAAGCGAACUCAUAUUUUGUGAUGAAAACUCGAGGCUUAGAGCAAUAUGUAGAGAGAAUGAAGUUUUUUUUAUUAGCUAACUCGAGGACGAGUUUCAUUCAAGGAGAGGGGACCGAUGUAGGACAUUCAAUGGUUCAAGACGGUAUCAACUUUGUCCAGUUACUUCCAUAACAACGGCAUCAACUUUGCCAAGUUGCUCCCAUAACGACUACGUCAACUUUACUUAGUUUACUUUCUUUACAAGUCCUUUACUUUCCUAGUUUACUUAGAAUUUCAUUUUCUUUCUUUUAGUCGGUUCUUGUAGAACCUAUAUAAAGGCUAAGCCUUCUUGUUUAGGAUAUACAAUCUUUUAUCAAACAAUAUUAUUAUCAAUCUUAUUAUUG
Papaver somniferum (opium poppy) is the source of this 1066-nucleotide messenger RNA. RefSeq lists its product as uncharacterized. The record is from RefSeq and is a predicted model, not a curated record. The coding region runs from base 279 to 854 and encodes 191 amino acids. NCBI's taxonomy places the organism in Eukaryota, Viridiplantae, Streptophyta, Magnoliopsida, Ranunculales, Papaveraceae. The transcript is spliced from 2 exons.